CAUUUGAGGUAACCAUUCUUUCACUUUAGACAUUAAACGCGUUGAGAUCACAGACCUGAAGCAUUAUCUUCGUGAUACUUAAAAAAUAAAACUCGCCACAAUGAAGGCGUUCAUCUCUAUUGCGCUGUUCUGCGUUAUAUGCGUCACAGUACAAGGAAAAGUUUCCAGUCCCAAGGUCCAGGUGUACACCCAUUUUCCAGGAGAGUAUGGAAAAGACAACACCCUGAUCUGCCAUGUGAGUGGGUUCCACCCUCCAGAUAUCAACAUUGACCUGCUGAAAGAUGGAGAGGUUAUUCCUAAUGCCCAGCAGACCGACCUGGCCUUCGAAAAGGGUUGGCAGUUUCACAUUACCAGGAGCGUGUCCUUCACACCAAAGAAGGGGGAGCAGUACACCUGCAAAGUUCGACACAUGGACAAAACAAAUUCCUACCAAUGGGAGCCAAACAUGUAAGCCGAAACAAACAGCAGGAUGACCUCCUAAAUUUUGGACACUUUACAUCAUAUGCGCACGUCCAUAAAAUCCCAUAUUAAAAGCCGUCUAUAUGCAAUUUUCAUACCAAUGACAUUUGUAAAGACAUUGUUUUGAAUCCAUUACUACAUUGAUUAUUCUGCUGUAAGCCUUCUUAAUGUCCUACUUUAAGCCUCAACUUAAUGUGGUUCUUUCACAUGAAAGUAAGAUUAUUAACCAAAAUUUAGCUGCUACGUGUUUUUGUAAGGGAUGAUUUCUGGUUAUUUGACUUGUUUCGUUCUUCUUUUUGUAAAUGCUUUUUAAAACAAAGCAGUAGAGGCAAAUUUAGGUUUAAUAAUACAAAUUAUUGGAUGGUGGUUUAGCAUAUUUGUAAUUAUUUAGCAAGACUAAGCAAUUGUUUCUUUAAAAAUAAUUUUGAAAACUUCAAUCCACAUUUGCUCCCAUGUUUAGAUUGUUGUACAUUUUUUAAAAUAUUGUUAUUGUGAGAAGGGGAGAAUAAAAUUGAGAAAACCUAA
Molecule: messenger RNA, 984 nt
Organism: Paramisgurnus dabryanus
Lineage: Eukaryota; Metazoa; Chordata; Actinopteri; Cypriniformes; Cobitidae
Source: RefSeq, a predicted model, not a curated record